AACCAUGAAAUAAGACAUUUACAUCACAUUUAGUGAAUGUAAAUUGAGAACCUGUAAUAAAAGCUGACGAUUUUCUCGGGAAACCACACAAUCUUCGCAAAUUUUUGGAUUUUUGGAGGUAUUUCUGGGUGCUUCACAACAUCUUCAGCCAUCAUGAACUCCAUGGUAUUUACCUUCUGCUUCGUCACGUUGCUGUUCUCCGCUUCUAUGAGUUCAGGCUCAGGUGCAGUUCCUGGAUAUUAUGCAGCAGGCUAUUACGGUGGAUAUCCUUUUGGAUAUGGGGCUUAUAAUAACUAUUUAAACGGAGGACUAGUUCCCGGAGCUGUUUCACCAUUGACAGCUGCUGGAGCCGUUGCAGCUUACAACUAUGGCAACUUAGGAUACGGAUAUAAUUACGGGUAUGGAUAUCCUUACGCUUCAGGUUACGGAUUUCCUUACUAUAAAAAGUGAGAGUACCAGUUUCGAAAAAGUAUAGAUUUAGAGUCUCGUACCCAAGGCAAGUA
This is a messenger RNA of Uloborus diversus, 503 nucleotides long. RefSeq names its product sulfur globule protein CV2-like. Bases 154 to 450 code for a protein of 98 amino acids. The transcript is spliced from 2 exons. The record is from RefSeq and is a predicted model, not a curated record. Lineage: Eukaryota; Metazoa; Arthropoda; Arachnida; Araneae; Uloboridae.